UAAAGGAAACAAUUACCAUUACAAAACGGUUCUACUCCAUUAAGAAAGAAUUUGUCAAAAAAAGUCGCUUUAAGAUUCCUAAUGUGAAGUGUAAAACAGUACUAUUAAUACCAAACAACAACCUCGUUUUCCUCUAACUUCGCCAUCUUUAUUUCUUCUGAUUCCCUCUUUGCAUCUAAACACACGCUUCUCCUAAACAAAGGAAAAAAAAAUCCGAAUUGCGAAUUCUGCUUGCUUAGAUGGGUACUCACGAGGACGAUGACAGGAUACAACUGAUGAAUGAAGGACUUAUUCAGGUUUAGCAGAAUUGUUGUUUCGUUGGAGUUUUGAACCCCGAUACAAGGGGAUGUCUUGAAACAGUUUGUGGAUAAAAUAGUUGAACUUGGUCUCUUUACCUGAUUUAUAUUUCUGGGUUCAAUCCAUAUUGUCCCUCAAGUUGACUUUUUGAUUGGAUAUUUCACAAUUUUCUGGUUCCAGCUUUUGUUCUGUGUCUUCUCUUUUCUCUCGAGAAUGGAUUAAAUUCAAGACGAUGAGGGAUAGUUUUAGCUCUUUGUUGUUGUUGUAUUACAUCUUCUAAAUGCUACUUUCUGUUUGCGUGAUUGAUAUAAUUAGUAUCUUAUUUAUAUAGCUCUAUCUGGUAUUUAAGUAAGCAUUACAUUCCCACUUAUCCAGGAAAGGUCUCAGAAAGGUUGGAUUUUUUUGGGAUUAAAUUCAUUAAAUGAUUAGAGAGAUUGCAGUUGUAGCACCAAUUUUUCACUGAUGUGAGAAAUCACACGCUUGUGAUGCUUUUAAAUAUAAGCAAUUUUGUUGCUCUAGGAAUAUUUGAGAUGAUAAUGAAUACCUGGUAAAGUGACAAUUUGGUUGUUUGCCUUAUUAGUUCUACCCUCGUCUUGAGUUCCUGUAUCUGUAACUUUAUCAGUUCUUUGGGAUUACCAACUCAAAGAUACUUUCUUUGUAUCAUCUUGGAUGGACACUCCUGGCAUUUUUAUCAUUUUGGAUGUCUUAACUGUUGUAAAUACAUCUCUAUAAUAUCCACCACACUCAAUAAUGGAAAUUUUUUCUAACUGUAAAAUAUGGUUAUUAUGUCACACUCCUAAAAUAAGAUCCACUUCAGACACCUUUGUGGAUUUCAGGUGCUUUUCUUGUAUAUCGAUCUUAGACCUCCUUAGCCUUUUCAGUUCUUGGAUUGUUAUCUCUGUACAUUUCUCCUUGUCUACAAUUGCCCUGUCUUGUAUUGAUAUGUUUGUAUCUGGUAUGUGAUAUUGAUUAUUUGAGCAAUAGGUAACAAUCUGUGUUUUAAGAAUAUCUAGUUUUAAUUUAAACGAUAGGUUUUGGCAUUAUGAAUUCGAUAAAGACGGGCACAAAGAUUUUCAUCUGGAAGUGUACUUGUCUCUAUCUAGAUUACAAAAGUUUAUCUGCAAAUUUACUUUUGAAGCUCAUUCUUUAUUUUUGAUUUCUUUACAGCAUGAAAACAGUGGGCUGUACACCGGAGAUGGUUCUGUAGACAUCAAUGGAAAGCCGGUUUUGAAAAGCAACACAGGAAACUGGAGAGCAUGCCCAUUUAUUCUUGGUAAUGAAUGUUGUGAACGUCUGGCAUACUAUGGGAUUUCUACUAAUCUUGUUACUUAUCUCACAAAGAAGCUGCAUGAAGGAAAUGUUUCAGCUGCAAGAAAUGUGACAACUUGGCAAGGCACAUGCUAUCUAACUCCCCUUAUUGGGGCGGUGCUUGCAGAUGCAUACUGGGGAAGAUACUGGACAAUAGCUACCUUCUCCACCAUCUAUUUUAUUGGAAUGAGCAUUUUGACUCUCUCAGCAUCAGUUCCUGCUUUUAGGCCUCCUGAAUGUGUAGACACGUUCUGCCCUUCAGCUAGUCCAGCCCAAUAUACUAUAUUCUUCAUGGGCCUAUAUUUGAUAGCCCUUGGAACUGGUGGGAUCAAACCAUGUGUCUCAUCCUUUGGUGCGGAUCAAUUUGAUGAUACAGAUCCUAAUGAAAGGAUCAAAAAGGGUUCUUUCUUCAAUUGGUUUUAUUUUUCAAUCAAUAUUGGAGCUUUUGUUUCCAGUAGCUUGAUUGUCUGGAUUCAAGAAAAUGCUGGGUGGGGCCUUGGUUUCGGAAUUCCAGCAUUCUUUAUGGGCGCUGCUAUUGUGAGUUUCUUUUCUGGCACGCCUCUCUAUCGAUUCCAGAAGCCUGGAGGGAGCCCUAUUACAAGAAUGUGUCAGGUUUUGGUGGCAGCAAGCCGCAAGUGGACUUUGCAUGUGCCUGAGGACAGUAGUCUCCUGUAUGAGACACAAGAUGAAUUCUCUGCUAUUGAAGGAAGCAGAAAGCUGGUGCAUACCAAUGAAUUGAAAUGCCUUGAUAGAGCUGCUGUUUAUUCGGAGGAGGAGCUCAAAACUGGCGAUUGUUCAAAUCCUUGGAGGAUUUGUACAGUUACACAGGUCGAAGAAUUGAAGAUAUUGGUCCGCAUGUUUCCCAUCUGGGCUACUGGAAUUGUGUUUUCUGCUGUUUAUGCUCAAAUGUCAACUAUGUUUGUUGAGCAAGGGACAAUGAUGGACACUUCUAUCGGUUCCUUCACUAUCCCUGCUGCCUCUCUCUCAACUUUUGAUGUGAUCAGUGUGAUUUUCUGGGUACCAGUAUAUGACAGAUUUCUUGUACCAAUUGCUAGAAAGUUCACUGGGAAGGAAAGGGGUUUCAGUGAGUUACAACGCAUGGGAAUUGGCCUUUUUCUUUCAAUAUUCUGCAUGUCAGCUGCAGCCGUGGUAGAGAUUUGGCGGCUACAACUUGCUAAAGAUCUUGGACUUGUUGAUGAGGCAGUUGCGGUUCCUCUCAGUGUCUUUUGGCAAAUACCUCAAUACUUUCUACUCGGAGCUGCCGAGGUUUUCACAUUCAUUGGUCAGCUUGAGUUCUUCUAUGACCAGUCACCUGAUGCCAUGCGGAGCUUGUGCAGUGCUUUGUCACUUCUGACCACUUCUUUGGGGAAUUACUUGAGCUCUUUUAUUCUCACUCUAGUUGCAUACUUCACAACCAAAGGUGGGAACAUUGGGUGGAUUCCAGAUAACUUGAAUAAGGGCCAUCUUGACUACUUCUUCUGGCUCUUGGCUGGGCUCAGCUUCUUGAACAUGGUGAUUUACAUCUUCUGUGCAAAAAUAUACAAGUCAAAAAAGGCAAUAUGAGCACUUCUGGUUGGUGUUCCAUACCACCCGAGGAAAACUAGUCAUCAUAUUACAGCAUGUUGCCCUUUUACUAUUCACAACAGUUUUCACUCAUCAGGGGAAAAAGAGGGUAUCAUGUGAAUAGAAGACUUUUCUGCUGCAGGGGUAAAGAGAUGUAUACUUGCACAGCUAGUGUUACCCAAAUCUGGGAGUUCAUUUGCUUGAUGCUUGAAUUGUGUAAAUAGGUGAAACUCAGCCUGCCAAUGCUUUUGACUGCUGCUAUAAGCUGUUGUAAAGUUCUGAUAGAUAAAGCUUGGCGAUUAUGAUUAUGAUCUUUUUCAUUACUAAACCUUUGUUGUAUUUCUGACUUAUUGAGCGAGCACUUCCUUCCAUAUGUCUCAAUGUCUCAUCAUGGUUACAGUGCAGCUUACAUUUUUUUUUUCCCCUUGUAAAUGACUUUAGGGAUGUACAUUUUUCUGAUAACUCAUGGGUUGUCAGAGUAAUUAGUCAAAAUGAUUUAAUUACUAAGUAGCAGAUUCGAG
Messenger RNA from Oldenlandia corymbosa var. corymbosa, 3689 nucleotides. NCBI's taxonomy places the organism in Eukaryota, Viridiplantae, Streptophyta, Magnoliopsida, Gentianales, Rubiaceae. The record is from the annotation of a GenBank genome assembly.